AUGGCUCCGUAUCGUCACCAGCCUCAUCAGGGACUGAUUUAUUUACGACUUUGUAACAAUCAAAAGUAUUUUUCAGUUGUCUGCUCAACACUUAUGAUUUGUGAAGCUGAUUAUGGCCCAGAUUACGGAAAUGAAUGGCUGUAUUUUGUAGACGAUAAUGGAACUACACACGUAAUGAAUUUCUCUUCAUUACCACCUGAAAGCAGAGGGCUAAUUUACGGAAAACCGCAUUUCUAUUUAUAUACGAGACAAAAUUUAAAUGAAGCUGAAGAAUUGUUUGUGAAUUAUCAGAAUGACCACAUUAACAGCACUUACUUCAACGAGUCAAAUGACGUAAAAGCGAUUACCCACGGCUGGUUAUCAAACACGAGAACAAGUUGGGUUCAAAACAUAAAGGACAGACUGUUACAAGUAGCAGAUUUAAAUGUCAUACUUGUGGAUUGGGGAGAUUUAGCUGCUAAUCCACUGUACCCCUGGCCUGCAUUAUGUACCCGAUAUGUGGGAAGAAGAUUGUCGAAAUUAUUAGAAGCUUUUAGAAAUUCAUACCAAGUACGGAGUAGUACACAUUUAAUCGGUCAUAGCUUAGGUGCCCACGUAAUGGGGUAUGCUGGCAUGUUUUCUAAAGAACAAGUAUUCCGCAUCACUGGGUUAGACCCAGCGAGACCCCUGUUUGAAUUGCCUAAUAUGGGGCCAAACUUUAGUUUGGAUAAAAGUGACGCUAACUUUGUGGAUAUAAUCCACACAUGCGGAGGUAGCUUGGGAUAUGAGAAUAGCCAUGGCCACGCAGACUUCUAUCCUAAUGAAGGCCAGUCAGUGCAGCCAGGAUGCAAGGGCUCCAUGAGAUACACAGAUAGCUGUAGCCACGGGAGAGCAUGUGAAUUUUUUUAUGAAUCGAUACACAGCGGAAUAAAGUUUAACUCUUAUCCUUGCGAGAAUUGGGAAAGAUUUGACAGAAGUGAAUGUAGGACCAAUCCCACUCUAAUGGGUUACCCCGCAGACGUAGAAACUUUUGGUGAUUUUUUUCUUCACACUAAAAAUGAAAGUAUUUACGCCAUCGAUGAUGACGAGGGUUCAUAAAUUUAAAAUAUAAUAGGACUUUAUAAGA
This is a messenger RNA of Achroia grisella, 1105 nucleotides long. Its product is annotated as lipase member I-like. The coding region runs from base 1 to 1077 and encodes 358 amino acids. Gene Ontology annotation, molecular function: lipase activity. Gene Ontology annotation, biological process: lipid metabolic process. NCBI's taxonomy places the organism in Eukaryota, Metazoa, Arthropoda, Insecta, Lepidoptera, Pyralidae. The record is from RefSeq and is a predicted model, not a curated record. The transcript is spliced from 5 exons.